This is a messenger RNA of Patella vulgata (common limpet), 2711 nucleotides long. RefSeq lists its product as uncharacterized. The record is from RefSeq and is a predicted model, not a curated record. The transcript has 8 exons. Bases 189 to 1163 code for a protein of 324 amino acids. Lineage: Eukaryota; Metazoa; Mollusca; Gastropoda; Patellidae.
AUUCAGGUCGAGUCACAGAUAUUAGUUCAGAAAUAAAAGAUUUGUUAAGAGGUAAGGACGAGCAUGGAACUCACUGCGCCAGUUCAAUUGUGCACAAUAAUCCAAUAAUUAUGAAGCCAUUGAGCUGAACUGUAAGGGUUGGAACUCGAUACAUUUUGUGAUAACUGCAUAAAUUAUAAGUUCUAAAAAUGGGAGCCGACCUUUCAUAUCCACAAGUUGAAAUAUCACCUGAACGAACGUAUAUAGUCACAGGUGGAAAUACUGGUAUUGGAUUCAAUGUCGCCAAAGAAAUUGCUAAAAUGCGCGGCCAUGUAAUUAUUGCCUGCAGAAAUAUGAGUAAAGCGGAAGCGGCUAUCAAACAGAUGCAGGAUGAAUACGAGAAAGAAUUGAAAGAAAAACAAGAAAAUGUUCAGGAAUCAAACAGAACAGAACCAAAACUAUUGAAUGUUGAAAUGAUGGAACUAGAUUUAGCAUCUUUUGAUAAAACAAUGAAAUUUAUAGAAGAAUUUAAGGACAGACAUUGUCCUUUACAUGUUUUGGUUUGUAAUGCUGGAUUAGCAACUGCCAGUAAAGUAAUGACAGAUGAUGGAUAUGAAAUGAUGUUACAGUCCAACUAUUUAUCUCAUCUUCUUAUUACUCUACAUUUUCUACCAAUUCUACAGAAAUCUGGUGACGAUGUUAGAAUCGUCAAUGUAGCUUCAGAUGCUUAUCAUUUUGGAAAAUUUGACCCCAGAAAUUUGAAUUGCGAACGAUCAUUUGGGAACCUGGCUACUUACGGAAAUUCUAAACUUUUUCAGAUUAUGUCUACAUUGUGGUUGAGUCGACAUUUUAAAGACACGGCUGUAUCGAUAACUUCCUGUCAUCCUGGUCUUGUUAAAACACAACUGUCACAGGCUACUGCUAUGGGUCGUUUUUUUAGCAAAUUUAAUGCCAGAACUCCACUAGAAGGUGCUGCAACUAUUAUCAAGGCUGCUACAGACCCUGGGUUUAAGGGUGUAACUGGUGUAUAUAUAAAAGAUUGUAAAGUAAUCUCCACUACAUCUUACGUGCGGAGUGCUGAGAUAGAGAAACAACUGAUAGAUUACAGUUUAGAAACAUUAUCUAAAUAUUUACCACAAAAUCUAAAAGAUUAUAUAGAUUAUGAAGAUCAAGGUUCUACAUAAUCUACAUGCACAAAUAUAGCUUGUACCGUUAAACAAGUUGUUAUCCUCUUUCGAAACGCUGCGUGUGUUGGAGUUAAUGAAACAUCGCGGUGUAUUUGUAUAUCGAGUGCGGCUGACAAUUUACGGGACCUCAUGCUUUGAACAAAAACAACUAAAAAUCAAAGGCGGCGAGUGUCGUGAACCUGGAUAUUACUAAAACCAAUCAGUAGCGGAUUAACACAGGUAGUAUGAUUACGUGUAAAAUCAUCCUCGGUUACCCAGUGUACUCAUUCCGUUCUACUCCACUAUACCCUGGGUUAAUCUAUGGGAGAGACACGUUUUCAAGUUUUUGGAAAAGGAAGUUGGCAAAGGGAAGUAACAAUCAUCGGACAAUGUUAGGCGUUGGCCUAUUCUAAAUGCGUAAUUAUUAACAACCAAUUAUAUAUCAUGUUAAUGAAGAUCAGACGUUCAUAUGAUAAUGUAGGGUCAUUAGUUUUAUUUAGAAUCGUCCGUUCCCGGAAUUUUAUGUCUACGUGAUAUCGUUGACACAUUAGUGUGAAUCAAAUUGCCAAGUAUAGGCUCAAUAAUAAUAAACAAAACAGAAUGACAUAUUUCAGACAAAGAACGAAUAGUAAUAAUAAUAACAAAAGUCAAACAUAUAGAUGUUAUACAUAUUUGAAAUCAACAACACAUACUACAGAUUUCGAUAAUACAAUUAAAUAUAGAUAAAUUAUAAAUAUAUACGUUAUUAACAUAAAUCAUUCAGUAAAUGGACAUGAAUAUGGUUAUCUACCCUUAUAAAACGAAGGCGAAACGAUUGGUUUGUAAACUGUUUUCUGAUUGGUUCGUAGACUGUAGCUACAUUCUAGGCCAGGGCAGAUAAUUUGAAAUCGUGGAAACCCUAUGGAUUAACCCAGGGUAUAGUGGAGUAGAACGGAAUGAGUACACUGGGUAACCGAGGAUGGUGUAAGAUACGAAAUCUUGAACGAGGAGUUUUAUAGGCUGAAUAAUAGAGACUAGUGACUGGGGAGUCCCCUGGAUGUAAUAAAAGUAAGCAAAUGAAAGGAGGUGGGGUUUAACGUCCUACUGUUCAGCUACGACUGGGCUAAUAAAAGAGCACAAGUCCCAAGAUUGUAUUUCAUUCUUACUUUCGUUGCAUGCUCUGUUUGUCAACUGUUCACAUAAUUAUUCUGUAUAUAUUUGUCAACUAUUCACAUAUUCAGGAUAUAUUUGUCAACUAUUCACAUAUUCUGUAUAUAUUUGCCAACUAUUCACAUAUUCUGGAUAUAUUUGUCAACUUUUCACAUAUUCUGGAUAUAUUUGUUAACUUUUCGCAUAUUCUGUAUAUAUUUGUCAACUUUUCACAUAUUUGUAUCAUUUGCUUGAUAACAACGAGGGUAUCCUCCUGGAAACGUCGCAAAGUUUUAAACUAAGUAAUUGUGUAUCAAUAUUAUUGUACUUGUGUUAGUCACUGGGUGUUGUCCUAUUCAGUACCACCUCUGGCUGGACAGAUAUACCAGGCGUAAAUAAAACCAUGUGAAUCCUGUUUAUAAAUAUCACAUAUUUCCA